AUGGAUGAAAAACUAGAUUUUGAAGUUCUUGAUUCAAAAUCUAUCUUGUCAUCUGAUGAACUAUAUGAAGAAAUGCUAGUAGCACAAAAUGAAGCUAAUGUGAAUGUACAAGAUGAUGAUGAUAUUGAUUGGGAAUUCUGGGGACAAAUUAUAUCUGAUUAUGAAAAUGUUUCAAGAACGCAAUCACAACAAUUAUCCAAAGCAAUCCAAAAAGGAAUUCCACGAGCAUUACGGGGUAUGAUAUGGCAAUUAAUGUCCAAGUCUAAAGAUGUUGAAUUGGAAUCCAAAUAUGCUCAAUUGCUCAAACAAUCAAGCCCUCAUGAAAAAAUGAUCAUAAAAGAUUUAAACAGAACCUUUCCAAAACAUGAGUUUUUUCAGGAUAAGGAUGGAGCAGGUCAAGAAGGUUUAUUCAAUAUUGUUAAAGCAUAUUCAAUUUACGAUCCUGAAGUUGGAUAUUGUCAAGGCAUUUCAUUUGUUAUGCCAGACGAAGAAGCAUUUUGUGUUCUUGUUAAAUUAAUGAAACAUUACAAUAUGCGAGGUCACUUUUUACCAGGAAUGGAUGGUCUUCAACUUCUAAACAUUAACGAAAGUAUGUUAUUCUUACCAACACCAACACCCAAUACCAUAAAAUCACUUGUUAUAUCUUAUGUUUAUACGGUUGGCUUGCUUGUAACUGUAGAAGUAUAUCAAAGAAAAUUCAAUGCACCAUUAUACAUUUCACGUAAAAUAAUUCAUAUUGGCGCUGGAGCUUAUUUGUUUUUUCUUUUGCAUUUGUUUGAACAAUGGGAGUAUGUGGUACUCUUGCCCGCUAGUUUUGUACCGCUUAACUAUAUAUCCUAUAGGAUAAGACUAUUCAAAUCUAUGGAUCCUCAAACUGGCGCAACUUUAGGUACCUUGUACUUUCCAUUUUCAUGUGCACUGUUAUUUGGAUAUUAUCAUGAAGGUUGGGAAAAUGAUAUGCAUAUUGCAGAUCUUAGUGGAAGGAUCGAUAGGUUGCGGCAGCAAGUAUUAUCCAAAAAUUAUGCAAAAAUUAUGUAA
Entrophospora sp. SA101 is the source of this 1038-nucleotide messenger RNA. The record is from the annotation of a GenBank genome assembly. NCBI's taxonomy places the organism in Eukaryota, Fungi, Glomeromycota, Glomeromycetes, Entrophosporales, Entrophosporaceae.